Molecule: messenger RNA, 1649 nt
Organism: Erpetoichthys calabaricus (reedfish)
Lineage: Eukaryota; Metazoa; Chordata; Cladistia; Polypteriformes; Polypteridae
Gene: best4
Product: bestrophin 4
Exons: 9
Coding region: 35-1534 (499 amino acids)
Molecular function (GO): chloride channel activity
Source: RefSeq, a predicted model, not a curated record
UACUGUCACACCUUUUAACCUUCCAGCUGGCACUAUGACAAUUUCUUAUACUCUGGAAGUGGCCAAUGCCCGUUUUGCGGGCUUUUCUAAGCUGCUCUUCAGAUGGAAAGGAAGCAUCUACAAACUGCUGUACAAAGAGUUCCUUGUCUUUGCCACCCUCUACACUACUCUCAGCCUUGUGUACAGGCUCCAGUUGACAGCAGACCAGCGGCAGUUAUUUGAAGAAGUGGCCUUGUAUGUCAACAGAUAUACAGAUCUCAUCCCGCUCUCCUUUGUUUUGGGUUUCUAUGUGAGCCUUGUGGUGAACCGCUGGUGGAGUCAGUACACGAGCAUUCCUCUUCCAGACCAGCUCAUGAUGGUGGUCUCAGCUAACGUCCAUGGAGUAGAUGAGCGGGGAAGGAUCCUACGACGCACCCUGAUGCGCUACGCCAACUUAUCCUCGGUGCUCAUCCUUCGGUCAGUCAGCACGCGAGUCCGCAAGCGUUUCCCCACCAUGGAACAUAUCGUUGAAGCAGGCUUUAUGACCCGCGAUGAAUUGAAAAAAUUUGACAGCCUUUACUCGGACUUCAACAAGUACUGGAUUCCUCUGGCCUGGUUCACUAAUCUGGCCGCCCAGGCAAGGAGAGAAGGGCGCGUGAGGGACGACGUGGCCCUGCGACUGCUCAUGGACGAACUUAAUAACUACCGGGCCAAAUGCUCCAUGCUAUUUCAUUACGAUUGGAUCAGCAUUCCCCUUGUCUACACCCAGGUUGUCACAAUUGCUGUGUAUUCCUUUUUUGCGGUCUGUCUGAUUGGACGGCAAUUCCUGGAUACUACAAAAGAUUAUAAAGACCAUAAGUUGGACUUUUACGUUCCAGUCUUCACACUCCUGCAGUUCUUCUUUUAUGCAGGGUGGCUUAAGGUGGCAGAACAGAUCAUUAAUCCAUUUGGUGAGGAUGAUGAUGAUUUUGAAACAAACAAACUGAUUGAUCGAAACAUCCAGGUUUCUCUACUGGCUGUAGAUGACAUGCAUCAAAACCUGCCACCUGCAGAGAAAGACAAAUACUGGAAUGAAUCUACUGCUCAGCCACCUUACACACUAGCAACUGCAUCAGAGACCCUAAAACCCUCAUUUCUGGGCUCUACUUUUGAUAUGAGAAUGACUGAUGAUUCAAACCAGCAACAGACUAUGGAUGCUAUUCCCAAUACCCCAAGUCUGCGCACUCCAAUGUUGGGUCGUUUCUUAACUGCUGCUUCCCCAGCAAUCAGCCUGAAGAACUUUGGCCGCCCUAAAGGAGGAUUACACAUGUUACGGCUGCGCGGAGACAGCGUUAAUUCAAACCCCUGGCAAUCUGAAGAGCAAUCUCGCUCAAAUUGCAUCAAUGAGGAGGACAGUGAAGGAGAGGAGAGAGAAUCUAGUCAGCAGUCUACUCCAGUAAAUCGUCCUUGCAAGCCUCGGCGCCUUGAGGCUUCUGAACAACAAAAAAAGAGGGAGGAAGCCCAAAUCACCAUCACCAUUGAACCCCCUACUGAAAAUGAGACAACAGAUGCUUAACCCAGUCAACUUAUGAUUUCCAACUGCUAAAUUACAAAGAUGAGAAAUCUCUAUUAAACCGUUUAGCAUUUAGUUUAUGAAAUUAAGAUGAAGACACAUUUAGAAUAGUGUGGAA